Molecule: messenger RNA, 1125 nt
Organism: Magnolia sinica
Lineage: Eukaryota; Viridiplantae; Streptophyta; Magnoliopsida; Magnoliales; Magnoliaceae
Exons: 7
Coding region: 16-1125 (369 amino acids)
Source: RefSeq, a predicted model, not a curated record
CGCACAUAUCCAGUGAUGGCACCAGGUGGGAGACGUCGUUCGGAUACUGGAUCUACCCCUUCCACCCGUGAUGCGGCGGAGACAAUAUCGCUAUCACAUGUUGCAUCACAGGCGUCUGAUCCCUCAAUCGUUCAUACACCGAGCACUGCAUCAUCGUCGACCAGCCGACGAGGACGUGGACCCACGCGUGGGUUAGUUUUACAGAGACUUACGCGUGAGGGUAGGGUGACAGUAGAGUUCCCACAGGACUGCCUUAGACCUGUUGGGGACAAUGCCAGGUUGUUUACAUCGGAGGUCGGUGUCUUAUGUCGAUCUCUGAUCCCUACCACCACCCCCCGUUGGGUAGACGUGACAGAUGAUGUGCGGCAGCACAUCCGUCAGCGCCUUACGGAUAAAUUUGUCUUGGAUUUGAGUGUUCCGUACAUUUCUCAUGCCGUCGACGACAUGAUCAAGGAGCGGUUUAAGGAGUACCGCAGUGAUUUACACCAGCGGUACAAGCGGUGCAGGAGCCUCGAGGAGGCCGUAUUGACCGCACCGCCGCACGUGACCAUUGACGAUUGGCGGAUACUCUGUGAGAGAUUUUCGUCUGAGUCUUUUCAGAAGAGGAGCAAAAUAAAUUCUGCGAACAGGGGAAAGUUGGAAGUGAACCACAUAGCUGGUUCAAAGUCAUUUGUACAACUUCGUCGCGACAUGCGAGAUUCCGUCACUGGACAGGAGCCCGGACCAGUAGACUUCUAUAGAGAGACUCAUUGUCGGCAGGCGACGGGAUCUUGGGUACAUCCUACAACCAGCGAGAAUUGGGCGGCGAUGGACGCCAUACGCAGUCAGCCCACUCCCGAUGGUACUCAGCGGAGUGAGCCAGAGAUCCUGAGCGAGGUGCUUGGCACACGUUCUGGAUAUGUGUGUGGAAUUGGCCAUGAUGUCAAGCUCAUGACACCCGUUAGAGCUAACUCCAGUCGAUCCCUUGCUGGUGAGAGGGCCCUACGCCGAGCUGAUAUCGCAGAGAAAGAGGUUCAACAUCUACGGGGCGCCGUCGACGAGAUCAAAGACCAAUUGGAGAUAUUACAGGUUCUCGCUGCACGCUUACCCAUCAAUGCCCUACCACCUCCGCCUUCAUCUUUGUGA